Molecule: messenger RNA, 1291 nt
Organism: Sinocyclocheilus grahami
Lineage: Eukaryota; Metazoa; Chordata; Actinopteri; Cypriniformes; Cyprinidae
Product: tripartite motif-containing protein 16-like
Exons: 4
Coding region: 16-915 (299 amino acids)
Molecular function (GO): protein binding
Source: RefSeq, a predicted model, not a curated record
AAUCAGUGAAGAACGAUGGCGUCUGAUAAAGUGCUGCUUCUGAACUCACUGAAGGACCUGAGAGAAACUGAAUUGAAGGAGUUUCAGUGGCACUUAAAGAAUGAUCAUGAAUCUAUAUCAGAGUCUGAAAUGGAAAAAGCAGAUCGAUUAAAAACGGUGGAUAAGAUGGUGGAGUGUUUUGGGCCAGAAGAAGCUUUGAGGAUCACAGUGAAGAUCCUGAAGAAGAUAAACCAGAGCAAUCUGGCUGUUGAGCUGGAGAACAAACACAAGCAAGGUCAGGCUGAGGACAGAAGUGAGGAUCCUGCUCCUGUUAUAGCCGAAUCAAAACCAACUGAGGUCACUUUCCCCAACACUGAUCCCAGGACCAGGAACUACUUCCUACAAUAUUCCCAUCAGCUCACUUUGGAUCUGAACACAGUGAACGAAUACCUCCAUCUGUCCGAGAACAACAGAGUGAUUACUGGUGCAACCACAGAGCUUCAGUCGUAUCCUGAUCAUCCAGACAGAUUUGAUCAUUGGCGUCAGGUGUUGUGCAGAGAGAGUGUGUGUGGACGCGGUUACUGGGAGAUUGAGAGGAGUGGAGAUUAUGUGUGUAUAUCAGUGUCAUAUAAGAGCAUCAGCAGGAAGGGACGAGGUGAUGAGUGUGAGUUUGGAUCUAAUGAUCAGUCCUGGAGUUUGUUCUGCUGUCCUGACAAAUACUCAUUCAGACACAAUAACACAGAGACGGAUCUCCCUGUAAAGUCCCACAGCUGUCGUAGAAUAGGAGUGUUUGUGGAUCACAGUGCAGGAACUCUGUGCUUCUACAGCGUCUCUGACACAAUGAGCCUCAUCCACACAGUCCAGACCACAUUCACUCAGCCGCUCUAUCCUGGGUUCGCUGUUUAUGGUUAUAAAUCAUCAAUGAAACUGUGUUGAUGAAUCAGAAGAGACUGACGAGAGAUUCUACCCAUAACGUUUUGAUCUGCAUGAUAAAUCAGUAACAGUGAGAUGUUAUAGAGUAUCUCUCUUCUCUUCUCUUCAUGACAUUAAUACUGCAGCUGAACCUCUGUCACUGAAAUAUCAGAAUAAAUGUGUGUAAUGAAUCCUCACAUGUACAGUUAGAUCAGAGCGUGUGACGGUGUGUAUCUGUGCUUUUCUCAAGCUCUGUUUGUGUUGAUGGCGAUCCCAUUGAUUUAUAUUUAGUGUAGUGUUACGUAAAUCAUUUAUAUCCAAGUGUAUUUUAGAGCUGCUACUGUAAUGUAUUUGUGCAGUUUUGUAUAUUAUUAUUUUUCUGCCUUAUUCUUUUUCUAUG